AUGGUGGGGAGGAAGACUUCGGCUUUUCUAGCAGUUGCCAUUAUGUCUGGGACCAUGCUCGUGUGCCAAGGGGUGCGGAGGUGGAAAAGAAACAGGAGGGAGAAAAGCAUCCGGGAGCACAUAGAAAGAGGGCUGCUGCUGCUGAAGGAGAAGAUGUACAGUGAAGCAGCCCUUUCGUACCUGAGAUGCCUAAGCCUUGUGGACGAGGAAGACGAGAGACUCGUCAAUGUCUACAACAACUUGGCGAUAUGUCUUGCAAAGAUCAAGGCCUACAAGGAGGCAGCCCUGUAUGCUGGUAAGUCGCUUAGGAUCAACAUACUUGAAAAUGGAAGGGCACUGAGGCUGAGAUAUGAAUGCCACAAGGCACUGGAGAUGAGGAGGGAAAUGCUCUGUGAUGCCUUUCUGUGCGGGCUCGUGACCAAGGAUGAGAAAUAUAGAAAACUUGCACAGGAGAUUCUAAAGCUGGAGGCCGAGGGCGAGGCCAGGAAGAUGGAAGGGGUACAGGAGGCAGCGCCAUCCCGAAUCUCGUACGAGAACUUCUUCGGGACGUUUCCCGACCUAUUUGGAAACGAAUCCUUUGUGAGUGACGAGCUGGUUAGGUUGAUCCGGGGUGGGAAGUAUGACGAGGCCUUUGAGAAGGCAGAGAAGAGAGAUGACAGUAUAUCCAAGUUUGUGGUUGCAGGGAUAGUCCAUGUGAGAGGAAAAGACAUGGCCUCUAUUUCAUUGCUGGAGCACGAAAAGAUGAUUUUUUCGAUCUGCCUAAGGGAGUAUCUCAAGACCCUGCAUGGACAUGAUCCUAUGGAUAUAGAGGACUUUGUGUCGAAGAACAGCAGCAGCGUGUCUGUCUUGUUCUAUGCGUCGAAGAUCCACCUCGGCCUCAAGAACCACGAGAUGUACGAGAAGCUUAUUGACAGGGCCCUGGAGCGCGAGGAGCACGACUUUCUGUAUGUGGAUAGGAUAAUCUACGAGGUGGGGCAUGGAAGGAGUGAGAAGGCGCAGGAGCUCCUGCAUAAGGCGCUUGAAAGCUAUCCACUGAGCAUUCAUGUCCUGUCGAUUGCAUGCGAGUACUAUCUCAGGAACAAAGACAUGCAAAGACUAGAGGAGGUCAUGGGAACCUUUGAGAAGUACCACCACGGAGACCCCAGGUUCUUUCUGUUCAAAGGGAUAGUUGCACAGAUGAGAAACGAGCCCGAGGAGGCAGAAAAGCACUUCAGGCUCUCCAUUGAGGCAGAUGGAAGAUUCUUCAAGCCGUAUGUGUACCUGGGAGGGAUUCUUCUUGAAAGGAAUGACAAGGAUAGCAAGCAGGUCUACGAGGAGGCCCUGAAGUGUGCAGUAACCUAUGACGAGCUGUUUCUUGUUGAGCAGGCUCUUAUUCUCAUUGAUGUACAGGAGAAGAUAAUAAGGGUGUAUCCUGAUGUUCUUAAGACGUUUUGA
This is a messenger RNA of Encephalitozoon cuniculi GB-M1, 1434 nucleotides long. RefSeq lists its product as uncharacterized. The record is from RefSeq and is marked provisional. Gene Ontology annotation, molecular function: protein binding. The transcript has a single exon. Lineage: Eukaryota; Fungi; Microsporidia; Unikaryonidae. The coding region runs from base 1 to 1434 and encodes 477 amino acids.